This is a messenger RNA of Cladophialophora psammophila CBS 110553, 1176 nucleotides long. RefSeq lists its product as uncharacterized. The record is from RefSeq and is a predicted model, not a curated record. Gene Ontology annotation, biological process: regulation of transcription by RNA polymerase II. Lineage: Eukaryota; Fungi; Ascomycota; Eurotiomycetes; Chaetothyriales; Herpotrichiellaceae. Gene Ontology annotation, molecular function: zinc ion binding; DNA-binding transcription activator activity, RNA polymerase II-specific. The transcript has a single exon. The coding region runs from base 1 to 1176 and encodes 391 amino acids.
AUGCCGGAGGUUCCAGCAGGAAGUCGUGGUGAGGUUGACUCACUGAAACUCUUGCAACAGUGUGAUGAACAUCGCCCUCGGUGUGUCAACUGCCAGACCGCUGGAUUGAAUUGCAUUUUUGCUUCAGGCAUAUCCUCAUCAACGCCCACUGCCACAGAGACGGAGACUGUGGUUGCCAGUGCGUCUGAGACCUCAACGCCAGACCAGCGGCCUCAAGGUCUCGAUCAGUCCAAUGUGGUGCCGGCCUUUACUCCCUCGGGAUUGUUUGAUCCAAAUCUCAAUAUGCAGCAUCUCGAACUCUUCCAUCACUUCCUCCUUGCCACCUACAGAACAUUUAGUACCGAUGAUUCUGUUCGGCAUAUAUGGAAAGAAUCAGUGGUCCGCAUGGCCUUCUCGUUUCCUUUCCUCAUGCACGAGCUUCUUGCAAUCUCAGCUCUACAUCUCGCCUACUGUAAGCCGGAGCACUCUACAUGGUACCACACCAUGGCUACAGAGCUGCAAACUCUGGCCCUCAAUAAGUUUAACAGCGUAGAGAGGGAUAUCAACGCCUCGAACUGCGCUGCUAUUCUCAUUUUUACAAUGCUUCUAGCGGUUCACAUCCUCGCCGAUCCUUCUCGCACCGAGGGCCUUAAUUCGCACCAGUAUCUGGACCACGUUAUCGGCUGUGUCAUGCUGAUGCGCAAUGUCCCAAAAUUGAUCAUCCAAGACUGGUAUGAAUAUAUGAAAGAGACCGAGCUCAAACCAAUGUUCAAUGUCCAACAGCCUCCAAAACCUUACCAAGUCCCUCAGCCGUGCCUGGAUUUGUCGAAGCUGACCGCCAACCCGGACCUGGGGGACCAAGCUAGGGACGCAUAUGAGUCGGCGAUUGAGCGAUUGCAGUGGGUGUUUGCGAUUUCCAAUGUGCCCGAAGAAAGACAUACAACCAUCCGCUGGCUACUAGCCUGGCCUGUACAGCUCAAAACCCCCUAUCUGGAAAGACUCAAUCAGCGAAGACCUGAAGCUCUGAUAAUCCUCGCAUACUUUGCGGCCUUGAUGAGAUUUUACCGGGAUUGCUGGGCAGUAGGGGAUUCUGGUCACUUUCUGAUCAAAGCCAUAUCUUCACACCUCGGUCCUCACUGGUCGGAAUGGAUGGAGUGGCCAAUGUCAUUGGUUACAGCCUGGAAUGAUGGAGGCUAG